Drosophila sechellia is the source of this 1132-nucleotide messenger RNA. RefSeq names its product translation initiation factor IF-2. Gene Ontology annotation, molecular function: protein phosphatase inhibitor activity. Gene Ontology annotation, biological process: regulation of signal transduction. The transcript has a single exon. The record is from RefSeq and is a predicted model, not a curated record. The coding region runs from base 121 to 966 and encodes 281 amino acids. NCBI's taxonomy places the organism in Eukaryota, Metazoa, Arthropoda, Insecta, Diptera, Drosophilidae.
GCUAACGCAUCCAGCUCAAUCUGGGCAGAAAUAUUACUUAAACGUAUAAACAUUUUAUAUAUCCCAAAAAUAAGAAGUAGAAGCUAAAAAAAAAAAAAACAAACACUUUGUCUUAUAACCAUGGCGACUAAAAGAACAAGGUUCGAUAAAAUGAACCUGGGAAUGCCCGUUCACUCGGACCCCUAUGAAUUGGAAAAUGAAUCGACCACGUCGUUGGAAAGAGAAACCAGCGAGAAGGUCAUGUCUCACAAGGAUCUGGUGGAAAAACUGCAUAAGGAGGCAAAGCUCACGACGCCGGACUUCUUCGCAUAUGAUCCAUCCUGCAGCUCGGACGACUCUGAAGGUUUCGAAUUCCUGGAGACUAUCAAAGAGAGAGCCAGACGCAUAUCCUUUGUACGACGCCGAAAGCUGCACUACACUGAGUUCUCAACGGUCGAGUUGGCCAGGCGUCUGAUCCGCGAGGAGUUCACAGAGUCCUCGGAGAGUCUACUAAGCGUGGAUGAUGAACAUAUCUCCGAGAUCGGCGAAGAGGAGUGUCCUCCGUGUGACUCGGACACCGACGACUUACUUCCGUAUUUCCAAUACGAUCGGCCUACAGACCAAUCGAUGAUUUCCGACGAUAGUCUGCCAAAGGAGGAUCCCGAGCCCGGAUUCCAUCCCGCCCAUCAUUGCUUUAAUAAGCUAAUGAGCCAGACUCCUGAUCCGCCGAUAGUGUACGUUUCCGCGGAACCAGAACCGCAACCGGAACCGCCAAUGGAACAGCGACAGGAACCAGAACCAGAACCGGAAACAGUACCACCACCACCGGCUCCGGAAGUCAUUGAAAAAACAUCUGCAGAAGAAGAAAAACACACUCGGGUCCUUGACCAUGGUGAAAAUAUUGACCUAAAGAAUUUGAACGCCAUUCAGAAAAACAUAAGUUCGAAUGUAAAAAAACAUUCUGGUCAAAAAACGCGUAAUUUAUAAGCUAAAAUUUAUUGAUACAACAGGAUAUGGGAUCCCGUUUCGAUAGAUUUCUAUUUGACUGCAAACACCAACCUCCUUGUGCAUUCGAUUAGUGUUGCCUAAAUUAAGAAAAUUUCUUCAUAUGUUUCGUCGGCUCGAAAUCAAAAUACAAUCCGUGUAGCCGAAA